UUGAAGAGCCACAUAAUGAGAUCAAGAAACCAGGAAGAAGCUAAAACCACUCUCCUCAAUGAAAUGACUGAAAAUGAUAUCAUUAUAACCUGUGAUUGGGAUAUGAAAUUUUUGCCACGAAAGUUCCUUGAGGGGCAGAUGGAUUGGUAUGGCAAGAGGGAUCAAUUGGCAUGUAGCUGUAAGCAUAAGCAAAAGAAGAGGUGCCUUCCAGACCAUAACACAUAUUCACAUUUUUUCCUCUCAGGUAGCACAGGAUUCUACUGUCACUGCAUACUGUAUAAGUGAUGUGGCCAAGGAUGUGAUGACCAUAAACCCAGGGACAGAGAAAACCCACAUCUUCACAGAUAAUGCAGGUUGCUACAAAAGCACAUUAACAUUGGUGAUCUUAAGGAAAGAGCUUGGAGAGAACAUUAAAACAUUUAAUUUCUGCGAAGCUCAAGAUGGAAAAGGGUCAUGCGACAGAAGAGCAUCGCAUAUAAAAGGUUGUAUAAAACGGUACAUCAAUGAAGGCCAUGAUGUGACAAAUGCCACUGAAAUGAAAAUUGAAACUGCAUAG
Molecule: messenger RNA, 556 nt
Organism: Saccostrea echinata
Lineage: Eukaryota; Metazoa; Mollusca; Bivalvia; Ostreida; Ostreidae
Exons: 4
Coding region: 149-556 (135 amino acids)
Source: RefSeq, a predicted model, not a curated record